This is a messenger RNA of Galendromus occidentalis (western predatory mite), 415 nucleotides long. RefSeq names its product cuticle protein 64. The transcript has 2 exons. NCBI's taxonomy places the organism in Eukaryota, Metazoa, Arthropoda, Arachnida, Mesostigmata, Phytoseiidae. The record is from RefSeq and is a predicted model, not a curated record. The coding region runs from base 17 to 415 and encodes 132 amino acids.
UGCCUCGUCUACAAUCAUGAUCGCUGUCAUCGCCUUCAUUGCCCUAGCCGUCUCUGCCGCUCAGGCCGGCCUCAUCGGUCACGGCGCUGGUCUCGGAGGACUAGCUAUCAACCAUGGAAUCGGUCUCAACAGACUCGGUCUCGGUCACGGAGCCAUCGUUUCUGCCGUCCCCGCUUUGAUCUCGGCCCCUGCUGUCGCUUCCGUCGCCUCUCCCAUCAUCGCUUCGUCUGCUGUCACCAGCCGAGCUGACGCAUGGACCCCGAUCGUGGGAAAGGCUCUUGCUCCCGUGGGAAUCGCCAAGCUCGGAAUCGCUUCCGCUCCGAUCGGUCUCGGUCUUGGAAUUCACGGCCUGGGUCUCGGAGGACUCAGCCUCGGUGGUCUCAACGGAGUCGGACUCGGACUCAAAGGAUGGUAA